AUGGCUACUCACAGCUCAUUCGGCAAGGACCUGGAGAAGGGCAGCGACAAGCAAGUUGUUGUGAUCACAGAGAAGAACUCAUACUCUUCNUUUUCAAGCAUAUCAACGUCAUCAACACUUGUCAGCUUGUCAAAGCCAGAGGAGUCGACAAAAGCCGAGGAAUCUGUUCCGCCGAAGCGACAGGCCAGGAUCAUUCGAUACUUGCGACACACUGGUCUCAAUGUAUAUCGGAGAAUCUUCUCAAUCGUCUUUCUCGCUAAUCUUGCUGGUUUGAUCGGCCUACUGGCGUCCGGGUACUCCUCCAUCUUGACCCACAUGCCGUAUGCGGCCAACGCUGCAGCAGCCAACUUUCUAGUCGCGAUUCUGAUUCGUCAAGAUUAUAUCUUCAACAUGAUCUUUCGCGUUUGCCAACUGGUGCCACUGUCAGCACCGCUACGACUGCGCAGAAUACUCGCCAAAGUUUACGAACAUGGUGGCAUGCAUUCUGGAUGUGCGAUCGCCGGAACCAUGUGGUUCAUUCUUCUGACUGUCCUCAUCGUCGUCAACUUUGAGUCUGGUCGGAUCAUUCACACACCUCUUGUACCGAUCUUUACCGUUCUUCUGCUCAUCUGCUUCCUCGUAAUGUGUGUCUUUGCGCAUCCCGCUGUUCGACACAAGUUUCACAACUCUUUCGAAUUUACCCACAGAUUUGCUGGCUGGUGUUCGAUCGUCGUAUUCUGGGUGGACCUUGUUCUCAUCGCCGACACUGUCCGUCUCCAGAAUACCACCAGUCCCGAGCCGCUGGGUAUUGCCCUGGUGAAGCUUCCUGCUUUCUGGUUCCUGAUAAUCAUGAGUGUGCAUAUUGUCUUGCCUUGGCUUCGUCUUCGCAAGGUCGCUUUCACCGCCGAACGCCUGUCAGAGCAUGCUAUUCGCUUGCACCACAAGGAGCACAUGGGUCCUUACCGUGGCAUUGCCAUUGCGGAGUCGCCUCUUGGUGAAUGGCAUCCUUUCGCCUGCUUCCCCGAUGGUGAUGGCGUCAACAACAGCAUCAUGAUCAGCCACGCCGGUGACUGGACUCGCAGAACCAUCGAUAGCCCCAAGUCCCAUUACUAUGUCAAGGGUGUUCUCAAGACCAACGUAUUGAGUAUGGCUUCCAUCUUCAACCGCGUCCUUCUUGUCACCACCGGCACAGGAAUCGGACCCGCUCUUUCAUUCGUUGCUGAGCCUAGCCGUAAAGGUCAAUGCCAGGUCUUGUGGGUCUCAUCAGCUCCCGAAAAGACCUUUGGUCAACCUUUGAUUGACUGGGUCUACACGCUCAAUGGCAAUGCAAUCGUGUGGGACUCGAAGAAAGACGGCCGUCCUGAUAUGGUUGCUCUGACGUUGCGGCUGUACAAGGAGAUGAACGCCGAGGCUGUCUUUGUUGUGAGUAAUCCCAAAUUGACCAAGCAAUUGGUGUAUGGGUGUGAGAGUCGAGGUGUCCCAGCGUAUGGACCUAUCUUCGAUUCUUAG
Aureobasidium musti is the source of this 1488-nucleotide messenger RNA. The record is from the annotation of a GenBank genome assembly. NCBI's taxonomy places the organism in Eukaryota, Fungi, Ascomycota, Dothideomycetes, Dothideales, Saccotheciaceae.